Molecule: messenger RNA, 510 nt
Organism: Fonsecaea nubica
Lineage: Eukaryota; Fungi; Ascomycota; Eurotiomycetes; Chaetothyriales; Herpotrichiellaceae
Exons: 1
Coding region: 1-510 (169 amino acids)
Source: RefSeq, a predicted model, not a curated record
AUGGCGUCGAACAAUGUAGCUGCCACGCUGGUUUCCAUCCGAACCUCAGCCCUCCCACUGCUCACCGGCUUGAUGGGCACCAUGGGCAUCGUAACGGGGCUUUACAGCUUCAGAGCACCAGUCGACGCGGAGACACUGUUUGGCAUCCUCGUCCCGUCCUCGGUCCAAGCAUCCCAAGAACUUUCGAGCUGGCAAAAAGCGCAGACCUAUACCCGCGGCCUCCGCAACUUUGCCGGCGGAUUGUCCAUCGUGGGCAUCACAUUGUUCUGGCGCUUCUCCUCAUUGUGUCAGUCGUCGCCAGUGGCCGCCGUGACGGCCAGAAGAUGCCUGGGGAUCAUCUUCUUGACUGGCACCGUUAUUGCUGGAGGAGACGGGCUCGUCAUCACCCAGUUCGCCCAUGCGGAGGGCAUCUCGAAGGAAGCAAAGGAGGUUGCCGAAAAGACGGGGACGGGACAUCUGGUCAUGACGCUGCCCAUUCUGGCUCUUGGGCUCGCGUGUUUCUUCAUAUGA